AAUCAAUCCAUUAUAUCAUAGAAGAAGAGGAGUCCAUGUUGAAUAAGACUUUUGCAUCUGAUACAAGACAUUGUCAAACAUUACUAGAGCAUUUUGACUGUCGAAGUCGGGGGUUGUUUUACCCCCAGAAGGUCACCUUCCUAGCUAGCUAGCUACUACUGGACGGGUAACGUUAUCCAGCCAGUGAUAUGGAAGUUGGGGACAGACAAAAAGUUUCAGCGAAAGUUAGCAUGCUGUCUAAGUAGCUUAGCAAGUGUUUUAUUCCCCCCCUUCAUUUCAGUGAGUGUUGUUCGUCUGUAAAUACCUCUCGUAUGAGUAUAUGGAUAUAAUAUAUAGCUAGAUGUCAACGUUACCGCUAUGUUAUUAGAGAGCACGUUUCGUCUCUAUCACGGCUUUCUAGCUUUCCUGGUUGUUAACCGAAGUAACCUAGCUAGCUAAGGUUAGCGAGCAGUAGCACUGCGUAUGCGAUGGCUUGUCUCGGCAUUUCUGUGUCGCUUGAAAGAGGUUGGUUCAUAGUUGCUUUAACUGGCUAAGUGAAUGUUAUAGUUGAUUGCAUUUUUGUUAUGCUUGCAACGUUAAUGUAAAAUCGCCAACUAUAAUUGAAUAGGCAGCAAGAAGCACUUUGUUUAAAAGUUAUAAAAAGGUUGUAGUUAUACAGAAGAGAGGUCAUCGUGGGAUUAACGUUAACAGGUGUUUCAGUUGGGAGAGAUCAGCUGUAUUUGGCUUUAUUAAAGCCGCUUGCUAACCAGCCUUCACAAUGUUGGUAAUGUAUGAAAAGCUUCCCGAGCAACUCAAGAAAACCUCCCAUGCCAGAAAAGCAGUUAUCCUUCUCGUCGCUGCCUAUGGAAUCAAGAAACUCUACCCCUACUUAUGGGCUAAACUCAGGAAGAAUGUCGGGGGUACACCGCUCCCAGUCCCCCCCAUAAGCUCUAACGGGGUGCUACUGGAGGGGUCAGAGAAACGAGGAAAGAAGAAAAGUAGUAACUCGCCGGCUGUGAACCAGGAGUUUCUGAAGAGGCUAAGUCACCUGCUUCGUGUCCUGUUUCCCCAGCUGUUCUGUAAGGAGUUGGGUCUGCUGGGGUUCCACUCCCUGGCUCUCAUCUCCAGAACCUUCCUCUCCAUCUACGUGGCCAACCUGGACGGCAUGAUAGUGAAGACCAUUGUGAAGAAGGACCCCCAGGCGUUUAUGUGGGAGUUGACAAAAUGGCUGCUCAUUGCUGUCCCGGCCACCUUUGUGAACAGCGCUAUCCGUUACCUAGAGGGACAGCUGGCACUGGCCUUCCGCACGCGCUUGGUAACCCACGCCUAUAAGCUCUACUUCAGCAACCAAACAUACUACCGCGUCAGCAACAUGGACGGACGCCUCGCCAACCCGGACCAGUCUCUGACAGAAGACAUGGUGAUGUUUGCUGGAUCUGUGGCCCAUCUGUACUCCAACCUGACCAAGCCGUGUCUGGACGUGGUGGUGACCUGUUAUACCCUCCUCAGGACAGCGGAGUCGAAAGGAGCCAACACCACCUGGCCCUCCGUCAUCGCCGGCGUGGUCGUGGCAAUCACCGCCAAGGUCCUGAGGAUGUUCUCGCCGCGGUUCGGUAAGCUAGUGGUGGAAGAAGCCCGGAGGAAAGGAGAGUUGAGGUACAUGCACUCGCGCAUCAUCGCCAACUCGGAGGAGAUCGCCUUCUACGGAGGACACAAGGUGGAGAUGUCUCAGCUGCAGCGGUCCUACCGCUCCUUGUCGUCCCAGAUCAACCUGAUCCUGUUUAAGCGUCUGUGGUACGUGAUGCUAGAGCAGUUCCUGAUGAAAUACCUGUGGAGUGCCUCGGGACUCGUCAUGGUGGCUGUACCAAUCAUCACCGCCACAGGGUACUCCAGAUAUGACUCCGAGGAUGUGAAGCAGUUGGCCAUGAAUUUGAAAGAGGAGGACCUAGUGAGUGAGAGGGCUCAAGCCUUCUCCACCGCUCGGAACCUCCUCAACUCCGCCGCAGACGCCGUCGAGAGAAUCAUGAGCUCUUAUAAGGAGGUGACUGAGCUGGCUGGCUACACAGCCCGUGUGCACGAGAUGUUCACUGUGUUCGAGGACGUGCGUGCGGGCGUGUUCCGUCGCUCUGCGGAGGGAGGAGAUGAGCAGACGGGGGGAGGAACACAGCUGGUGCAGCACGGCAUGAGGGUGGAGGGACCAAUCAUGAUACGAGGUCAGGUGAUAGACGUGGAGAAGGGCAUCAGCUGUGAGAACCUUCCCAUCAUCACACCGACAGGAGACGUUGUCGUGUCCAGCCUCAACAUCAAGGUGGAGGAAGGAAUGCAUCUGUUGAUAACAGGACCUAACGGCUGUGGGAAGAGUUCUCUGUUCAGGAUCCUCAGUGGGCUGUGGCCAGUCUAUGGAGGGGUGCUUUACAAACCACCUCCCCAAAACAUGUUCUACAUACCUCAGAGGCCGUACAUGUCAGUGGGAACCCUGCGAGACCAGUUGAUCUACCCAGACACCGAGACCGAGAUGGAGGAGAGAGGAUUCACGGACCAGCAGCUAGAGGGGAUCCUCGGAACCGUCAACCUGGUCUACAUACUGGAGAGGGAAGGCGGGUGGAGUGCAGAAAGCGACUGGAAGGAUGUGUUGUCAGGAGGAGAGAAACAGAGGAUUGGGAUGGCACGGAUGUUCUACCACAGGCCUAAGUAUGCCCUGCUAGACGAGUGCACCAGUGCUGUCAGCAUCGACGUGGAGGGGAAGAUCUUCCAGGCAGCAAAGGAUGCUGGGAUAGCACUGUUGUCGAUAACCCAUCGACCCUCCCUCUGGAAGUACCACACCCACCUGCUUCAGUUCGACGGAGAGGGUGGCUGGCGCUUCGAGAGGCUGGACGCCUCCACACGUGUCUCUCUCCAGGAUGAGAAACAGAAGCUGGAGUCCCAGCUCUCUGGGAUACCCAAGAUGCAACAGCGCCUGUCGGAUCUCUGCCGCAUGCUGGGGGAGGACGCCACCCUGUCAGGAACCGGAAGAGAGGAAGCGGGGGAGGAGGAGAAGGAAGCAGGGGAGGAGGAGAAGCAGGAGAAGGAAGCAGGGGAGGAGGAGAAACUGGAGGAGAAGGAAGAGUGACGAACAAGGACAAUCGAAGGAUGAUCACCGGAUGGGAAUGAAAGAACUUUUGGCCCUGUCCAGAAACAACCCCCUGGGGCAUUUGUUCCCUUAGGAGUACAGCUCCACCUUGCCUAUUGUUCCUAAUAGGUCCAGUCCUUUCAGAUCCUCUGGGGUGCUCAGGACAUAGUGUCUAGGUCCUAGAGGCUGGAUCUUCUAGUGUAUAAUGAGGUUCUGGACUUCCAACCACUCAGAUGUGGCUGUUAGUCAACUGCUGCUCAGUUUUCUUUUCCACUAUCAGCAGUAUGGGAGGGGGAGGAGUUUCUAGGGGAGAG
Messenger RNA from Oncorhynchus masou masou (cherry salmon), 3402 nucleotides. RefSeq names its product ATP-binding cassette, sub-family D (ALD), member 1 (gene abcd1). NCBI's taxonomy places the organism in Eukaryota, Metazoa, Chordata, Actinopteri, Salmoniformes, Salmonidae. The record is from RefSeq and is a predicted model, not a curated record. Gene Ontology annotation, molecular function: ATP hydrolysis activity; ATP binding; ABC-type transporter activity. Gene Ontology annotation, cellular component: peroxisomal membrane. The transcript has 12 exons. Gene Ontology annotation, biological process: very long-chain fatty acid catabolic process; fatty acid beta-oxidation; long-chain fatty acid import into peroxisome. The coding region runs from base 758 to 3088 and encodes 776 amino acids.